Molecule: messenger RNA, 5417 nt
Organism: Stomoxys calcitrans (stable fly)
Lineage: Eukaryota; Metazoa; Arthropoda; Insecta; Diptera; Muscidae
Gene: Ask1
Product: mitogen-activated protein kinase kinase kinase 15
Exons: 10
Coding region: 870-5045 (1391 amino acids)
Biological process (GO): protein phosphorylation; MAPK cascade
Molecular function (GO): ATP binding; protein kinase activity
Source: RefSeq, a predicted model, not a curated record
AGUGUUUUAUUUGUUGCUCGCAUAAUAACAUUCUAGCGCGAUUAAAAUAGUUCCAAUACCAACAAAUAACAAAUAAAGCAAAUAAACGGUUCAAAAACAAAUAAAAAAUAAAUAGAAAACGGGAUAGUCUUCCAAAAUUAAUUAAAGUGAAUAAAGCAAUCACAAUUUUCCCCUGAAACAAAAUGUAAAAAAUUCAUCAAUUAUGACCUCUACCCGAAGCCGUUGGCACUUAUAAAGCAUUGGCUAAGACAAAAAAAAAAUAAAAUUAGCGAGAGAGCGAAAGAGUUGGGAGAGCAUUAACGUCAAUAAGACAACAAAUUCAAGUGGAACAACAUAGAGCGUAGAGGAAUUUCAGAAGAAUAAGAAGUGGAAAUACAAAAUACGCAUAAAUAUCUUAAGGAAAAAUCGUAAUAAAGCAAUAAAUUAAAAGUGAUUGUGGAAUACAGCAUGAAAAUUGAAAAGAAUAUGUAAACGAAAAUAAGUAAUGAUAAUAAAGCAUAACGAAAAGUGCGUCCAUUUUGUCCAUGUAGCAUAUAAAAAUAUAUAAAGAAAUCCUCCAAAAUUCGUCGAGUGGCCACUUAAGAGUUUCUUUUCAGUUGCGUUGAUUGAUUUGUGGUGGGGGGAUUAAAUAAAAUAAUAAUAGUACACAACGCCAACAACAAAAGCUCUAUUGUGUAAAGCAAACGACGUCCUAAAGCAACAACUACACAACAGCAACAACAACUCGUGCCGAUCAAAAUAAUAAUAAUAGAAGAAGAUCGAACGUGUAGCAAAGCAGACGUAAAGUGAAAAGAAAAUAAAAAUUGGUGUGCGUUGAGUUUUGAGAUUUUUGUUGCUGCUGUUUUUCUUUUUAUUUCGGUGAAACAAUUAUGGCAAACAAUGCUGCGGCUUCGGUUAGCACCAAACCUCAGCAACAACAGCAGCAGCAGCAGCCAGGCCAAUGGAAUACACAAAUGUUGACUGUGGUCUGUGUUAUAGAUACCCAAUUGGGUGAUCAUCUGAAAGAUCGAGAAUGUGCUCUUGAAGAAAUACAACAGGCCGUCACAUCGGUGGGAGCCAAUUUUCAAAGAGUCCAGUUUGACAAAUUAGAUUUUGGUGAAACCAAAAAACUGGAGACCUUCUACAAUGCCGAUGUCGCUGUCAUUGAUUUGAGCAUACAAUCACAUCAGAGGUCACUCUCCUAUCAUUUGGGUGUACGAGAAUCGUUCAAUAUGAAAGAGAACAUCCUAAUAUAUAACGAUGUACACUCCAAGCAAACGCUUAGUCUAAAGCUUUCAUUUCCCAACUACACAUUUCUGUCAUACAAACUCAAUACGGAAUAUGGGGUUUGUAACUUAACCAAUUUCAACAAAGAGCUACCGGCUGAUACAAAAAUACCAACGCUGCAAGUGAGGCUUAAACGGUUGCUGCAAGAUGUUGAAAUACAAUCCAAAGCCCACAUGCGUGAAAAGUUCCUCACCGACUUAAGGCAAGCCCGUGAAAUAUAUGCCACCAAUACCAAAAAAUUACAAAGUAUUCUCCAUGAAAUGCGCAAGCGCCUGGACGAUGGUCAUGUGCUAUCGGGUGAGGUGGUGCACAGUUUUAUGUGUUCCUUGCGUGAUGUGCAAGACUACGAUGCUAUGGUGUGCCUGGUGAAUGAUUUAAAAAAUAUACCCAAUACCCGUAAAUAUGUAGAGACUGGAAAUAUGAGCUUUCUCUAUGCCUUUGCCCUGAAUCGUCGCAACAAAAAGGGGGAUCGCGAAAAGGCUUUGGAGUCUUCGCUUAAAGCUUUGGAGAAAAAGGAAAAUGAGUUUCCCGAUAUGUUGUGCCUAUGCGGACGCAUUUACAAAGACAUAUUUGUGGAGUCGGACUACAGUGAUACGGUCAGUUUGAAAAAUGCCAUUAAAUGGUAUCGCCAAAGUUUUGAAGUGCAACCCAAUGAAUAUGCCGGCAUUAAUUUGGCCACUCUUUUAGUAAUCGAUGGCAAAGAAUUUUCCAAUACCGAAGAGUUACAGCACAUAGGCAUGACCUUGAACAAUUUGAUUGGGAAAAAGGGUAGUCUUUCGUCGCUUACCGAGUAUUGGGAUGUGGCCACAUUUUUUGAGAUAUCCGUACUCGCCGAAGACUAUGCCAAGGCCAUAAAGGCAGCUGAGUGUAUGUUCAAAUUGAAACCACCGGGUUGGUAUUUAAAAUCGACCAUAGGCAAUAUAAGUUUGAUACACCGUUUUCGCAAGAAGGGCGAUGAUCAUCAGCCUAACAUUGAGGAGCAGAUAUUUCAAUUCUGGAUGGAUUUCUUUUUGGAUGCCACCGAUAGUACGAAAAUAAGCAAUAUACGGUUUCCAAUACUGAUUUUGGAACCCCAAAAAAUCUAUAUGCCCAGCUAUGUCAACAUCAACAUGGAUGCCGAAGAAAAGUCCAUACAAAUCAUCAAUAUUUGUCUGGCCCAUGCCAAGCAGGAAUGCAAAAAAGUUCAUGACUUUGUCUUUACUGCCUCCCAAAUUAAAUCCGUCAGUUUGUACAAACGUGAUGAUCGUUGUGCUUAUCUCUAUGUCCAUCACAACUCGGAUGAUUUUCAAAUCUAUUUUCCUUCCCCGGAAUGUCGUCAACGUUUCUACGAGUUGAUUUUGGAAAUGGCUUCCGAUCAAGAUGUGUUUGUUAAUCUCAAUGAGGAGGAACCACAGCAGAUUGAAUAUGAAUACGAUUAUGAUGAUCAGAAUCGUAAGAUUGUCUUGGGCAAAGGUACCUAUGGUACGGUAUAUGCUGCCCGAGACAAACACACACAAGUGAGAAUAGCCAUCAAAGAAGUGCCGGAAAAGAACUCGCAAGAUGUACAGCCUUUACAUGAAGAAAUCAAACUGCAUUCGCAGCUAAGGCAUCGUAAUAUAGUGAGGUAUCUUGGCUCCUUGUCUGAAGAUGGCUAUUUUAAAAUUUUCAUGGAACAAGUACCUGGUGGCUCCCUUUCCGAUUUGCUGGAAAAGAAAUGGGGACCCCUUAAGGACAAUGAAUCUACCAUGGCCUUUUAUUCAAAACAAAUUUUGGAAGGUCUCAAAUACUUGCAUGAACAGAAAAUUGUUCACCGUGACAUUAAGGGUGACAAUGUUUUGGUGAACACCUAUAGUGGUGUGGUUAAAAUUUCGGAUUUUGGUACCUCCAAGCGUUUGGCCGGCAUUAAUCCCAUGGUCUCCACAUUUACUGGCACUUUGCAAUACAUGGCACCAGAGGUUAUUGAUUUGGGUUUUCGUGGCUAUGGACCAGCAGCUGACAUAUGGUCAUUUGGUUGUACAAAUGUUGAAAUGGCCACUGGUAAAAGGCCAUUUAUUGAGUUGGGUUCAGCACAGGCCGCCAUGUUUAAGGUGGGCUAUUAUAAGAAACAUCCCACCAUACCCGAUGAGUUAUCACCGAAUGCCAAAAAUUUCAUUUUGCGCUGUUUUGCCAUACAAGAAACGGAAAGACCCACAGCGGCGCAGUUAUUGGAGGAUCCUUUUCUAACAGAUAAACAUCGCAAGUUGAGACUUGGGCCACCUUCAUCUUCCGAUUUUAGUCGCAGUAUAUCAGUGCCAGCCGAUCGCUUGUUUAGCAAGCCGCGUGCAGGCAAUACACCCACAACACCGGAAAUAGAAGGUUUCCACAGCACUUCUGUUGACAUCGAAAACUUACCCAGCCACCAAUCGUUCAAUAUGGAGCGACGUAACUCAUCUGGUACAUUACUGUCACCUGAAAUUGAAGUGUCCACACCAUCACUACGCACUGGUGCCAGUUCGGAGACAAGUGAAACCAACGAUUUCUAUCAUCUCAAAAAAGAAUCUCAACGUCGUACAACUCUUUCGAAUAUCCUAACGACGGAUGAGUCAAAAAUAUGCGAUUUAUGGCUGGAGAAACUCAAUGCAGCGCAAAACAACAUUGUGGCAAUAAGUAAAAAUGAAUUGGUAAAACUCAUACAUGGCAUGCGUGAGUAUAUCAUGAACGAAAAGGAAAAACACUUGGAGGCAUGCAUAAAUAGUCUCAAGGAAGAAUUGAAUUAUGAUGUAGUUGCCUUGGAUCAUUUGCAUUUGGCCUUGUAUUCGUUUCAAGAUGCCGUCAUUCCUGUGUUGCGUUCACAUUCAAUUAAGCCCCAUUGGAUGUUUGCCCUAGACAACUUGGUCAAACAAGCUGUGCAGGCAUGUGUCAUGAUAUUAUAUCCCGAAUUGGGUGCCAAUUUGUUGGGCAAAGAACCCUCACUCAUUGAUGAUGAGAGUGUACACAAUCAACAGCAAACUUCCACCGAUAGUCAAGAGAAAAUUGUUGUCUAUGAUGCUGCGCAAGCACCGCAUAGUACUACACCUGCCAUGGAUGAGGAUAGCACCAGCUUCUCUUCAAGCGAAUGUGUGCGUUUGCUGCGUGACAUUAAGGAAUCCAAUCGUAAAUUCCAUUAUCAGCAUUUGGAACAUCAGAAACAAAGUUUGAAAGCCUUACAAAACAUUAGCAAAGAGUUGGCUCACUUUAAUAUGGGUCGCAAACGGACUCGACGUCCCAGAUCCACAGCGGUGGGUAAUAAGAAACCCAAUCGUCAAUAUAAAAGGCAAUUUGCCAGACGUUCGGUUACUUCUUACAAUGGUGGUUUGCAAGAGGUCGACGAACAGUUGGAGGAAUGGUUGACCCGAAACGAUGUCGAUGAGGUUUCAAAGAAUAUCAUCCUGAAUGAAGGUUUUUCCUAUGAAGAUUUCAUAUAUAAUAUGGAGAAAUUUGAUCUAAUGCGUUUGGAAUUGAGAUUGGGUAUUGAAGUUCGCAUUUGGUCACUUAUUCUACAAAUUCGCUCUCAGAAUUAUGCAUCUAAUGCCACCAACUCUUGUGGAGAACGCACAUCGCCCAAUGCAACAUCAUCCUAUGUAAAUAAUACGAAUGCCUACAGCGAUAGUAAUGCCUUAAAUAGUUUAAACAAUAACAAUACCACCGCCAGCAUGAGCAAUCUUAAUAAUAAUCCAGUGGCCUUAAAUCAUAAACCAAUACGCAGCUCUUUAAGACGCAAUAGUAGCAAACAUUGUGACAGUGAAUAUGUUUCGUGUAGUGAAGAUCAGACCUCUACAUAAAUUGUUUUGUUUUAAUUGUUAAAUUAUUAUUAUUAGUCUACCUUGUCCCCCCACUCCCCCAUCCCCAUCCUCCUCCUCCAUACACUAACACUAUAAUUGUAUAAUUUAAUAUAUUAUAUAUUAUUUGUAAUAUUUCUUUUAUUUUUUUCUUUUUGCGAAGAAAAUAUGUAAUUUCUUAAAACAAAAACAAAAAAAAAAAUCCCUUCCAUGUCCUGUUCGCUUCCUUUGUUAAGUGCCUAUACCAGAGAUAAGCAAAAACAAAAAGUUAUUAAGAAUUUGUUAAGUUAAAACAAAUGUUGAAAAAAAAAACUAAAAGCUGAAAUAAUUUUUUUGAAGCAAAUAAAAUUUCAAAAGUGCUAUUAAUAUUGUUAA